GAUGCCAGUAUGGACAGAAUAGCUUAUGAUGCUUAUCCCCACCCACCACUUCCGAGACAUUGAGCGGAAGCCAGAGUACCUCCAGCCAGAGAAGUGUGUCCCACCUCCCCACCCCGGUCCUGUGGGAACCAUGUGGUUUAUCCGUGACGGCUGUGGCAUUGCCUGCGCCAUUGUCACCUGGUUUCUGGUCCUCUAUGCGGAGUUUGUGGUCCUCUUUGUCAUGCUGAUUCCAUCCCGAGACUACGUGUACAGCAUCGUCAACGGAGUCGUGUUCAACCUGCUGGCCUUCUUGGCCCUGGCGUCCCAUUGCCGGGCCAUGCUGACGGACCCCGGGGCGGUGCCCAAAGGAAAUGCCACUAAAGAAUUCAUCGAGAGUUUACAGCUGAAGCCUGGACAGGUGGUGUACAAGUGUCCGAAAUGCUGCAGCAUCAAGCCCGACCGAGCCCACCACUGCAGCGUUUGUAAGCGGUGUAUUCGGAAGAUGGACCACCACUGUCCCUGGGUCAAUAACUGUGUCGGCGAGAACAACCAGAAGUACUUCGUCCUGUUUACAAUGUACAUAGCUCUCAUUUCCUUGCACGCCCUCAUCAUGGUGGGAUUCCACUUUCUGCACUGCUUUGAAGAAGACUGGACAAAUCUGCUGCAAGCCUACGGACUGACCAGGGAAGGGACAGCAGAGGCCCGAAUCUCGCUUCAUGAAAAAAAGCAGCCCCCUAAAGUCAGUUCCACAGAGUGCAGCUCCUUCUCACCACCUACCACAGUGAUCCUCCUCAUCCUGCUGUGCUUUGAGGGGCUGCUCUUUCUCAUUUUCACAUCUGUGAUGUUUGGGACCCAGGUGCACUCCAUCUGCACAGAUGAAACGGGCAUCGAGCGCCUCAAACGAAAGCACCAGCCCAGGGAGCGCAGGGGCAGCUGGAAGUCGGUGAAAGAGACCUUUGGUGGGGACUUCUCCCCGAGCUGGCUCAACCCCUUCUCCGGACCGUGCGACCCAAAGCCUCUCCGUGACAGGGACUGGGUGCGGCAGGCGGCCUCGCUGUCCGACACGGACAACACGGAGACCACGGAGGAGCAGUCGGAGGAGAGGAAGGACGAGGACUCCGUGGAGGUGACAGAUGAGUGACGCCGCCGUGGGGGGAGAGCCAGGCACUGAAAGGCCACUGGCAACCUGGCUGCAGGCGUCGUGGCCCCGGCGUGGCCGUGACGCGCCGCCCCGCACCCCUGCCCCCCUGCCGCUCCCCGCGGGCCGCUCACGGCCUCUGCCAUCCCCUGUACCCCUCCUCCUCUCCCCAGGUUGGGCCAGGUCUUGGCGGGGGGACUAGAGCGUGACAGGAGGAUGAGGGACUCUCAGAGGCCAUCCAAGGAGGGUCUGCCCAGAGCGGGAUUGGGUGUCCUUCCGAGACGGGGCGUCCCUGCACCUGGCACAGCCUCGCCAGCAAAGGAAGCUCGGAUCGGGGCAGAAAAGAACUUGCCUUUGGCUUUUCUUGGGAUGUCUGUCUUCUCUUGGGAAGGUUGGGCCCUGGCUCCUGGCUUUUGAGAACGACGGCCAUGAUGUUAGGAUGGAAGGACAGAGCAGGGCUGGCCUUGGGGACCUGGGGUGGGACGCUGACAUCAGGACAGACCAGCCCAGAAAGGUUGCAGGAUCCCAGCUGUUCCCCGGCGAGGCUCCCCUCCACCCCCGAGCUUGUCUAAACCAGGAGAAGGACGCGGCUGCCAUAGCGACCUGCGCGGCUCGGGCUUGGUGUGAGGGGGACCCCAAACCGGGCUAGACACACACACGUGCGGGCCGUGCCCAGGUCGGAAACACGGGUCAGGACAGUAACCGUGUCACAACAGAGGUGCCAAAACUCAGUCCCCAUUCCGUUCCACAGACCCUAGAAUCGUCACUGAGGUGGACAGCUUGGAGCCGUCCAGAGGUGGGGAGGGGGAGAGGACCUGUGGAGAUGGGGACUCUCUGGCCUCCCCCUGACAGCUUAGUUCACUUGCCCUCUGGACAGAGUCUCACAUGGGCAUGAACUGCCCAGAAAUCUGUCCGGCCUGUGUUUUAAGCCACUUCUCACAAGGUGGGGACCAUUUUGUCUGAGAGGGUGGGUGGUGGCCAGGGACUGCAGACCGGCGAACCGGGAAGACAGACAGACAGACGGACACACACACACAGCCCACACUCUACCAGGAUGAGCCUGGUUGAGGCCCAGGGUUACCUACUCGGAGGGGUCGGUGGUCCCAGAGCCACCCGUCCUAAUCCCAGUGCAGAGCCCUGGGAGGACAUCCCACGAGGAUGGCAGGGACCUAGAGCCACCAGGCCGCAGGCCUAUCCUCCUGGUCCGUAUCAGCUUUAGUAUUUACUCAUGACGAUGGCCCGAGCCCUGGUCGGCUCUGAAGGCUGUUCCCUCGCAGUCUGGGCAGGGCGAGGCCACUAGCCACUCUGGGAGAGCCCUUGCCCAUCACGGAGGCCUGUUAUUUGCUGUCCUAACCCGGAAGGCAGCCCCCGGGCCACCAGCAUGGCCAACUGUAUACCAAAGACUCCACACCACAGAGAAAAGUAAUGCCCCCCCGGAGCCCCGGAGGAGGCAGCCGUUAGAAUAAGGGAAGGGGGUCCCCUGGUCACCGCUGGCAACGUCAGGCCCGUGGUCACAGGGGUGCUGAGGCUCCAGCAGCCCCCCUGAGCCAGCUCUGAGUGCCCGGUGGCUUCGGAGGCCUGUUACCUGCGGUCAGACCCCGUUCGGGGGGUCCGGACGGGGCCACGCGGGUGCUGAUCCGUCCAACCCCGAGCUUCCUGUCCUCGCUGUCCUCCUGUCACCACCCACACGGUGGCCUUCCCUCUGCAGCGGCUGUUGAGAGCCUAACACUGUGCUUGCCUCAAACUGACAGGAUCGUAGCUGUUGUCAAAACGACCAGGGCCACAGGGAGGGAGGCUGGGCGCAAACCUCCACCUCGUGCUCUGAAUAAAAAGCUCUUUGCUUGA
Leptonychotes weddellii (Weddell seal) is the source of this 2962-nucleotide messenger RNA. The record is from RefSeq and is a predicted model, not a curated record. Lineage: Eukaryota; Metazoa; Chordata; Mammalia; Carnivora; Phocidae.